UAAAUAGCUAAACUCUUAUUCUCUCUCAUUAGGCACUCUGCACUCGGUCGUCUCUCCCCGUCUCCCGCUCGAUCUCUGUCAGUCCGUAUCCACUCUCUAGUUCCACUCUCCUAUCCGAUAGUCCUUUCUCCUCGUCGGCUGUCGCAACUGCUCGUCGGCUACAUCAACUCAUCAAGGACUGCUCGUCUUCUCCAUCGACAUUCGGCCAUCAAGGACUGCUCGUCUGUGACUGUAAGAUGGAAGAAAUUGGAAGUAGGGUAAGUGAAUGUGGGAGAAAGCUUACCUAACACUUCAUCUCCAAAUGAAGUUGAAGUUAAUGUUGAUACUUCAAGAAAAGAAAAGUCAUGGAAGCUCAAGUUGCUUGGUGGAAGCAUUUUGAUAAGUUCACUGACGAAAGUGGAUCUCCGAAAGUCAAAUUCAAGUAUUAUGGGAAAAUUUAUGCAGCUGCUACAAAAGAUGGAACUAGUGCAGAUAUUCUUACAAGUGAUGAUUGGAAAAAUGUGAGGUCAAUGGUAAAGUUUCUUGAAACUUUUUAUCUUCUUACUUUGAAGGUCUUUGGUUCAAAGUAUGUCACUAACAAUGUGGAUUUUGUGGAAAUUGCUGAACUUGAUCUUAUUUUGAAAGAGAUGAUGGAAAAUGAAGAUGGUAAUUUGAAAGAAAUGGCAAAAAAUAUGAGGAUAAAGUUCAGGAAGUAUUGGGGUGAACCAGAGAAAAUGUACAAGAUGAUCUUUAUUUCAUCUAUGUUGGAUCCCCGUAAUAAGCUUGAUUAUGUUCCUUUUGCUAUUGUGAAUAUGUUUGGAAAAGAAAUUGGGGACAGGCUAAUUGAAGCAGUGAAAACAUACAUGAAAGCUUUGUAUGGUUAUUAUGUUACGAAGUCAUCAAAAGACUCUUUAUUUCCAUCAUCUUCACUUACAUCAUCUGGAAACUCAUCAAGUACAUCUAGUGUGAGUGAUUAUGACAACUUUCAAAAAAAGGUACAAUGAGAACAAAACAGCAAUUUGAGAAGCAUAAAGAAGUUAGUGGAGGUUCAGGUAGUAAAUCAGAAUUGGAUAGAUAUCUUGCCGAAGAUAUUGAGUCAGAUAGUGAUGGCUUUGAUAUAUUAAUGUGGUGGAAAGUUCAUGAGGCAAAAUUUCCCAUUUUUGCGGAGAUGGCUCGUGAUGUGCUAGCCAUUCUUAUUUCAAGCGUCGCAUCAGAAUACGCAUUCUGCACAGGUGGUCGCAUUCUUGAUCCGUUCAGGAGUUCAUUGACUCCUAAACUGUGCAAUCUCUUAUUUAUCUUCAAGAUUGGCUUAGAAAUGAGUCUAUUCCAAUCAAUAUUAAGGAAGAUUUGGAGUAUCUUGAGCAACUUGAACUUGAUUUGCAGUGGUUGUCUAGUUUAUCCAUACACGUACAUCACUGUGUUGUUGUUUUCUAAGUUGCUGCCUCCUGGAACUAGAAGCUAUAAAAGUGCAUUAUGUUUGUUGCCUUGUUGGUCUUUUGGAGUUUUUGUUGCUGAUGCUGCGGUGCUGCAUACUGGAAGGCUGGAAGCUAUAGAAGGAAAAUAUUUUGUUAUUUUCUUAGCUAUAGAAUAUAGAAUAAAAGUGCUUGGUAAGUACCUCUUCAUCUGAAAGGACUAGAUGCUGCUGUUGAUUACAAGAACUCUAUGCAGCUUUAAGACUUGUUUUGCAUCAUACUUUAGCUUUUUGUGUGAUGGAAAAAUAAUUCUUUACAUUUGAGUUCUUUUUUGUAAAGGAAAAAUGAUGCUUUUUUUAAGUAAGGCUUUAGUUCUUGCUGCUGCUGUUUGGGUAUAGAUAGCAACUGGCACAACUUAUA
Messenger RNA from Solanum dulcamara, 1811 nucleotides. RefSeq lists its product as uncharacterized. Gene Ontology annotation, molecular function: protein dimerization activity; DNA binding. The record is from RefSeq and is a predicted model, not a curated record. Lineage: Eukaryota; Viridiplantae; Streptophyta; Magnoliopsida; Solanales; Solanaceae. Bases 345 to 983 code for a protein of 212 amino acids. The transcript has 4 exons.